Lasiodiplodia theobromae is the source of this 981-nucleotide messenger RNA. RefSeq lists its product as uncharacterized. The record is from RefSeq and is a predicted model, not a curated record. The coding region runs from base 1 to 981 and encodes 326 amino acids. The transcript has 3 exons. NCBI's taxonomy places the organism in Eukaryota, Fungi, Ascomycota, Dothideomycetes, Botryosphaeriales, Botryosphaeriaceae.
AUGGCCGACCACAUCUCUCCUGCUAGCUGCGACUCUCGCAGGCCUUCGACCUCUGGUACUAUUGAGUUCGAGAAGGAGAAAAUCAGAACGCCCGACUUUGGCUUGAGCCGAGCCGUUACACCUGCCUCACUUGAAGCUCAGGGUGAAGCCGCGUAUGACCUCGACGCCGAGCUCCUCACCCUCCCGCCUUCGAAGCGCUGGAGGGCCUACCUCAACCAGCAGAUCGCCGUCGAUACUCUUCUGGAGCUUGAGCUCUACAUGUUGAGUUUCGCUACUGGUAUCCAGGACGCCAUGACCUUCGCUUUCUACGGCGUCUUUUGUUCCAAGCAAACCGGGAACCUCGUCACCAUUGCCCUCUCCGCUUUGGACUCCGACGCUGUGGUUCAGACCGAGACUCACAUUGCUACUUCUUUCGCCUCCUUCAUCACCGGUGCAGCUCUAUUUGGUCACUUCAACAACUUCAUUGGAAAGAAGCGUCGCGGCUGGUUAAUCUUUGUCAACGCCUUGCAAACCAUCAUGGUUAUCGCCGCCUGUGUCAUUAGAAAGAUCUCAGUAGACAAGAAUGGCAUCGACGGAGAACAAUCUGGCCCUGACCCCUUCGCUAUCGCAGCCAUUGCUCUGCUUGGCUUCGCAUCCGGCGGUCAAAUUUCGCUCGCUCUGUCAGUCGGCAUGGCUGAGGUGAACACUACAAUGGUUACUGGCGCUUUGGUCAUGCUCUCGCACGACAAAAAGCUCCUUCACAAACACAACCCAGGCCGCAAUCGCAAGCUGUUCUUCAUCGGCAGUAUCCUUGGCGGUUCAUUCCUCGGUGCCAUUGCGAAUCGCUUCGCACACUCGGCUCUUUCGCUGCUCCUCGUUGCCAUCUGCAAGACCGUCGUCACCUUCAUGUUCCUUUGCAACCGUGGCGUCAAUAAGAAGCCUGGAUCAUCCGAGACCGCCGAGAGCUCUGUGGGCCUGAGUCAGAUCCUCUGGGGCGAUUGA